AAUUAAUGAUGGCUUUUCAAGUCAAGGAACCUCAGGGAAACUCAACACUUCUGCAUGAGAUCUACCCAGAGCUUUACAUCACAGAGGGAGGGAGCGAAGAGGUCAAUGUACAUGAGGUGAGACAGAUUGACAUAUCAUCCAGAAGACCAGAGACACAAGAAACAUCAAUCAAGUGCAACGAAAUCUUUAAAUCCUUACCUGAACAAAACAAACCCAUCAGAAGUGUGCUGACUAAAGGAGUUGCUGGAAUUGGAAAAACAUCAUCUGUGCAGAAAUUCAUUCGGGAUUGGGCUGAAGGAAAGGCGAAUCAGGAUGUUCACUUCAUAUUUCCACUUCCUUUUAGAGAAUUGAACUUGAUCAAAGACAAGAAUCUUAGUCUGAUGGAUCUUCUUCACCAGUUCUGCACAGAUACCAAAGAGCUAAGAUCCACAGACCUCAGUGACUACAAAGUCCUCUUCAUGUUUGAUGGUCUGGAUGAGUGUCGGUUUGCUUUGGACUUCCCAAACAAUCAAAGUUUAUUUGAUGUUACAGAAUCAGCAUCUGUGGAUGUGCUGCUGACAAACCUCAUCAAGGGGAAUUUGCUUCCUUCUGCUCUGAUCUGGAUAACAUCACGGCCAGCAGCAGCCUAUCAGAUUCCUCCAGAGUGUAUUGACCAGGUCACUGAUGUACGGGGGUUCAAUGAUCCUCAAAAGGAUGAGUAUUUCAGAAAGAAAAUUAAUGAUCAGAGUCUGGCCAAUAAAAUCAUCACACACAUCAAAUCAUCCAGGAGUUUGUACAUCAUGUGUCACAUCCCAGUCUUCUGCUGGAUUUCAGCCACUGUUCUAGAGAGAAUGCUGAGUGAAUCAGAGAGCGCAGAGAUCCCAAAGACUCUCACUCAAAUGUUCACACACUUCCUGAUCUUUCAAAUGAAACAAAAAUCUCAGAAGUAUGAUGGGAAAUGUGAACUAGAUCUUAAGGAGCUCAGAAAUACCAUCCAGUCAUUGGGAAAGUUGGCUUUUGAACAACUGGAGAAAGGGAACCUGAUCUUCUAUGAGGAGGACUUGAUAGAGUGUGGCAUUGAUGUCAGAGAAGCAUCCGUGUAUUCUGGAGUUUGCACCCAGAUCUUUAAAGAAGAGUUUGGACUGCGCCUCGGGAAAGUGUUCAGCUUUGUACAUCUGAGCAUUCAGGAGUUUCUUGCAGCUCUAUAUGUGUUUCUGCUUUUUGUACACAAAGCCACAAAUCUCUUUAGUUUCUACAAGUCAACAAUUAAUGAUUUUCUAAAGAGAGCCGUUGACAAGGCCUUACAGAGUGAAAAUGGACACCUUGACCUCCUCCUCCGCUUUCUUAUGGGCCUUUCAUUGAAGUCCAAUCAGACAAUGAUUCGAGACCUCUGCACACUGACAGAGAGCAGCUCUCACAGCAGUCAGGAAAUAAAUGAGUACAUGAAGCAAAAGAUUAGAGAUAAUCCCAAUACAGAGAAAUCCAUCAAUCUGUUUCACUGUCUGAAUGAACUGCAUGAUCAAUCCCUAGUGCAGGAAGUACAAGAAUACCGUUGGAAAAUUUUUUUGAAACACAGUGGACUUAAAUUGUCUCCUUCUCAGUGGUCAGCUCUGACAUUUGAUUUGCUGAAUUCAGGAGACAAGCUUAUUGAAUUUAAACUCUGGAGAUAUAGCAGAUCUGAAAAAGGUCUUCUGAAUCUGCUGUGUGUGGUCAAAGCAUCUACAAAAGCCGAUCUCAGUGGCUGUAAUCUCGGAGUGAAAGGCUGUUCAGCUCUGACCUCGGUUCUCAGCUCAAACUCCUCAAAUCUUAGAGAUCUGAACCUGAGUGACAACAAUCUGUGGGAUUCAGGAGUGAAGCUGCUUUCUGCUGGACUGAAAAACCCUCAGUGUAAAAUUGAAAUAUUACAACUGCAACAAUGCUGGUUUGGACAGAAAGGCUGUUUUGCCCUUGUUUCUGCUCUGAGAUCAAACCCCUCACAUCUGAGAGAACUGAAUCUGAACUUUAAUAAACUAGGAGACUUAGCAGGGAAGCUGCUUUCUGAGUUUCUUGAGGAGCCACACUGUAAACUAGAGAAACUGCGACUGUCUUCCUGCAGUAUUAAGGAGGAAGGUUGUGUUGCCCUGGCUUCAGCUUUAAGAUUAAACCCAUCACACCUAAGGGAACUGGAUCUGGGUCAUAAUAAACUAGGGGACUCUGGGGGGAAGCUGCUCUCUGAUUUUCUAAAGGAUCCACAUUGUAAACUAGAGAAACUACUGUUGUCUUGUUGCAGUAUUAGAAGUGAAGGUUGUGUUGCUCUGGCUUUAGCUUUGAGAUCAAACCCAUCUCACCUGAGUGAACUGAAUCUGGGAGGUAAUAAACUAGGAGACUUAGAAGGGAAACUGCUCGCUGAUUUUCUGGAGGAACCACACUGUAAACUAAUAAAAUUGAGACUGUCUUUCUGCAGUAUUAAGGAGGAAGAUUGUGUUGCUUUGGCUUCAGCUUUAAGAUUAAACCCAUCACACCUGAGGGAACUGAAUCUGGGUGGUAAUACACUAGGAGACUCGGGAGUGGAGACGCUCUCAAAUUUUUUGAAGGACCCACAUUGUAAAGUAGCGACACUACAAUUGUCUUAUUGCAGUAUUAGAAAGGAAGGUUGUGCUGCUCUGGCUUCAGCUCUGAGAUCAAACCCAUCACACCUGAGAGAACUGAAUCUGGAUGGAAAUAAACUAGGAGAUUUAGGAGUGAAGCUGCUCUCUGAUGUACUUCAAGAUAAACAGUGUAAAAUCGAAACACUACAAAUGUCUUUCUGCAGUAUUGGAAACAAAGGUUGUGUUGCUCUUGCUUCAGCUCUGAGAUCAAACCCAUCACACAUAAGAGAACUGAAUCUGGUCGGUAAUACACCAGGAUACUCAGCAAUGAGCCAGCUAGAUAAACUAGUGAAUGAUCGAUAUUUUAAAUUGAUUUUACACGACGAAUCACAAACAAUGAAUUAGGUCGCCAUUUCCUGACCAGAUUUUUCCUGCGGCACCUCAAAAAUAUCCACCCAAUCACUUCUUCAUUUAUGCACACAAAAAAACCUAGACAAAUAAUGAACUCAUAAUGAACCUCAAAAUCAUAUUAAAAUCCUAAAACAUUUGAACUUGGAAGAAAGCAGAUUCAAUAUUACCCGUUUAAUACAAAUCACAUAUGGGAUUUCUUUAUCCUCAGUCAUUUCUCUUGACAUCUAUUGAGAAUAGAGAAAAUAGAUACUCCUAACCAAUAUUUGUCUCCAUUAGUUUUAGAAGACACUUCGGAAGUGUCACAAACUGAGCUUGAAUUGGCCAGAAUGAUGUUUCUGCAUGCAUAUUUUUUUUCAGUUUAAACACUGUUCAACUGUUAGUAUACAGCAUGUAACUUUUGUAGUCAUUUUAAUAAGGCAUUUUCCUGGAAUGAUCUAAAAGUUUUUUUGCAGAAAUACACAUUUAUUUGUGUUUUUUCCUUUCUAUUUAAUACAGAUGCAGCACAAGAAAGCUAAUGAAAUGAUGAAAAUGUUCAUUGAUAAAUGCCUUUUGAUUUAGUGCAUGAUAUGGAAGACUAUUUAGUGAUUUUUUUUAAGAAAACAUUUUUCUCCAUAUAGUGAACUUCAGCCCUUUAAAUCUGAACUUCAGCCCUUUGAUGCAAUUUGGACCCUAAAACAGUUAAGGGUCCAAUGAGGUUUACUAUGUGAAGAAAAAUCCUGGAAUUUUUCCCCCUCGAAAAACUUAAUUUCUUUUCAACUGAAGAAAAGACAUUUUGGAUGACAAAAUAUAUUUUUUAUUUAUUUAAGUGGAGUAAUCCUUUGUUUCUAUGUUUAUUGUAAUGGGAUAUAAUAAAACAUGCUCUAAAAUAUUGUCGACUGUGAGUGACACUUUCACCACGCAUAGUGUAAUCCCGCUUCCAAUGCAAUUUGCAAUUAAUUCACUCAAUAAUAGACGACCAGACAAAUAUAUUAUUGAUUGUAAUUGUUUAAAUUUAGCUGUAAAUGUAUUUUGGCUGUACACU
Paramisgurnus dabryanus is the source of this 3978-nucleotide messenger RNA. Its product is annotated as NACHT, LRR and PYD domains-containing protein 12-like. The record is from RefSeq and is a predicted model, not a curated record. Lineage: Eukaryota; Metazoa; Chordata; Actinopteri; Cypriniformes; Cobitidae. Gene Ontology annotation, molecular function: protein binding.